AUGAACGGGGAUCAGCCCAGCCCCUGCGGCCAGCUCAAUGGUUUUUUGCAGGUCACCUUUAAAGGGCCUGUACCUGAGCAAGACUUUUUACUCUUGAUUUUUUUAAACAAAUUAUUACGUAAGAGUUUGGAGAUAUAUUGCAGGAGUCUCCUGCUUGAGAUGGAAGAGUUGGUAACUGUUGCUACUAUACCUGCUUCGGUGCUUGUAUAUUGUGGGGGUGAACAGUUUGGCAGUGAAAUGCUCUGUAAAAAACGGGAGGACUAUUUGGAAUGGCCUGAAUAUUUUAUGGCAGUAGCCUUCUUAUCAGCACAAAGAAGCAAGGAUCCAAAUUCUCAGGUUGGUGCUUGCAUUGUGAAUUCAGAAAACAAGAUUGUUGGAAUUGGAUAUAAUGGGAUGCCUAACGGUUGCAGUGAUGAUUUGCUGCCCUGGACGAGAACAGCACAGAGUAAACUAGACACAAAAUAUCCUUACGUGUGCCAUGCUGAAUUGAAUGCCAUUAUGAACAAAAACUCAGCUGAUGUGAAAGGUUGCAGCAUGUAUGUUGCCUUGUUUCCAUGUAAUGAAUGUGCAAAGCUCAUCAUCCAGGCAGGUAUAAAAGAAGUUAUUUUUAUGUCUGACAAAUACCAUGAUAGCCCUGAAAUGACAGCUGCCCGGCGCCUGUUUGAUUUAGCUGGAAUUAUAUACAGGAAAUUCAAACCAAAGUGCAAUAAGAUCAUCAUUGACUUUGAUUCAAUUAACGGCAGACCGAGUCAAAAGCCUCUGUGA
Emys orbicularis (European pond turtle) is the source of this 765-nucleotide messenger RNA. RefSeq names its product dCMP deaminase (gene DCTD). Gene Ontology annotation, molecular function: zinc ion binding; hydrolase activity. NCBI's taxonomy places the organism in Eukaryota, Metazoa, Chordata, Testudines, Emydidae. The record is from RefSeq and is a predicted model, not a curated record.